Oreochromis aureus is the source of this 9914-nucleotide messenger RNA. Its product is annotated as C-myc promoter-binding protein-like. The record is from RefSeq and is a predicted model, not a curated record. Gene Ontology annotation, cellular component: ESCRT I complex; cytoplasmic vesicle. Lineage: Eukaryota; Metazoa; Chordata; Actinopteri; Cichliformes; Cichlidae. Gene Ontology annotation, biological process: regulation of Rab protein signal transduction. The transcript is spliced from 33 exons. Gene Ontology annotation, molecular function: protein binding. Bases 262 to 6210 code for a protein of 1982 amino acids.
AUGUGUGUGUGUGUAUGUGUGUGUGUGUUCCCAUCACAACCAAGAUGGCGGCGGAGCGGACAGCCGGCUCGGCACAGUGAGGUCGGUUGGACAGCUAACGGUUAGACUCUGAGGGGGAGAAAAAUACAAUAACAACACCUCCCUUACCGUUCAUCUCACCUUCUGUAAUGCAACAGCGUCGGUAGAAGCCAGACACCGUCCGAAGUUGUGUGCGAGGACUAAUCUGACGUUCACAAGCGGGGUAGUUGGCGGGGAUGGGAAAUGAUGGAGGACAAAGGCCCUCGUGUAGCCGACUACUUUGUGGUGGCCGGUCUGACGGACCCGUCCAAGCCGUUGGACCAGGAGAUCCACUUUGAUGAUGUCUGCCACAAGACGGCCAAGCCUAAGGCACCCAUCACAGAUGUGGCAGUGGUGAUCCGCUCAGCGGGGGAGGAGGUGCCGCCAGGGUUCACAUGCAUAGAAACAACACCGACAGGCCAAUCGGCUGAUCUUAACAACGGCGCCCUCAUGGCGCCGCAGAUCUUAUUGUGCUACAGGCGAGGUUGUGACAAGCCACCGCUAACCGACUUGGGUGUGCUGUAUGAGUGGAAGGAGCGUCUAAAGCAGGGUUGCCACCUUAUCCAAACCACACCUUCUGGUCGCCCAGCCAACAUCAGUGGUAAUUCCUCCCAACGCAUCUACAUCACCUACCGCCGGGCUCCCGAGAGCCAGCCGCACGCCGCCUUGGCUGUCACAGACGUCUGCAUCAUCAUCCCGAGCAAAGGGGAGACCCCACCACACACCUUCUGCAAGGUGGAGAAGAAUCUCAACAGCAGCAUGUGGGGAUCCUCAGUCUACCUGUGUUACAAGAAGUCUGUGGCCAAAACCAACACAAUAGCGUACAAAGCAGGUUUAUUCAGCAGAUAUCCAGAGGAGGACUAUGAGUCAUUCCCUCUGCCAGAGUCUGUUCCUCUCUUCUGCCUUCCCAUGGGGGCCACAAUUGAGUGCUGGCCAGCUAACACCAAAUACUCCCUCCCUGUUUUUUCCACCUUUGUCCUCACCGGAGCCUCUGGAGAGAAGGUUUACGGUGCUGCCAUUCAGUUCUAUGAGCCCUACCCACAGGAGUGCCUGACUGAUCAGCAGGUCUCCCAGCUGGGUCUCCAGAACCCUGACCCACACAAACCCUCUCCCUCCAGCUCUAUGGCCGCUGGCACCAGCAGCACCGCAAACGGCAGCCCGUGCUCGGUCUACACCAACAAGUGUAUCUGCCUGCUCUCUCACUGGCCCUUCUUCGACGCUUUCCGCAAGUUCCUCACAUUCCUCUAUCGCUACUCCAUCUCAGGCCCUCAUGCCCUGCCCAUUGAGAAGCACAUCUCCCACUUCAUGCACAAAGUUCCCUUCCCUUCCUCUCAGAGGCCUCGCAUCCUUGUGCAGCUUUCCCCUCAUGAUAGCCUGAUGCUGAGCCAGCCGGUCUCUUCUCCGUUACCGCUCAGUGGUGGUCGAUUUUCCACACUGCUCCACAACCUUGGGCCAGAGAACGCUGUCACCUUGCUGGUGUUUGCUGUCACUGAACAUAAGAUCCUGAUCCAUUCACUACGACCGGCUGUACUGACCAGUGUUACUGAGGCUCUCGUGUCUAUGAUUUUUCCAUUCCACUGGCCCUGCCCGUAUAUUCCUCUGUGCCCCCUGGCGUUGGCUGAUGUGUUGAGUGCCCCCUGUCCGUUCAUUGUAGGCGUGGACUCUCGCUACUUUGAUCUUUAUGAUCCCCCUCCGGAUGUCAGUUGCGUGGACCUGGACACAAACACCAUCUUCCACCAUGAAGAUAAGCGAGCCCUCACAUGGAAGAUCCUGCCAAAGAAAGCUUGUAAAAACCUAAUGAAUGUGCUGAAUAAUCUCUACCAGCAGCUUGUUGAUGGUCAGUACCGAGCAGAUGGGCUGCUGGAGCUGAGCAUGAGCGAUUCGUCAGAGCUGAGCUGUGGGAAGAGUCUCCACACACUGGAGCUAGAGAUCCAGGAAGCCUUUCUGCGCUUCAUGGCAGCAAUUCUGAAGGGCUACCGCUCCUUCUUGCGCCCCAUCACUCAAGCGCCUUCAGAGAAAGCCACAGACGCUAGCUCGCUCUUUGACUUGCAAGGGUUCUUGAAGAGCCGCGACCGCUCUCACCAGAAAUUCUACUCCCUAAUGACGAAGACCCAGAUGUUCAUCCGCUUUAUCGAAGAGUGCUCCUUUGUCAGCGACAAAGACGCCAGCCUGGCCUUCUUUGACGACUGUGUGGAUAAACUUUACAAUUCAGAGCGGGGUGCAGAUAAAGGAGGCAAGGUGGACAGCGACAGGCCGGAGGAGACCCGGCUGAUAGAGAUUGAUGAAUCCCAGCGUAGUGAGCACACAGUCUUCAUCACGCCUCCAGAGCUGCCUCCUCUGCCCGAGGGAGAGGAGCAUCCACUAUGCUACAGGUAUGAUGGUUUCCCAGUGUUGAGUUUAGAUCUAUUUGACCCCGUGGAGGGUCUGCGGACGCCCUCCUCCCGCCUCGCUGCCAGGCACAGCUGUCCCACCAGCCCUGCCCCCAUGUUUAGACGCACCAAGCAGGAGAUCAAAUCAGCCCAGAAGAUUGCUAAAAAGUACUCAUCCAUCCCUCAGCUGUGGUCUAAGUGCCUGCUGCGUCACUGCUACGGUCUGUGGUUCAUCUGCCUGCCAGCAUACGUGAAGGUGUGCCACUCCAAGGUGCGAGCGCUUCGCACAGCCUACGACGUCCUCAGGAAGAUGCAGGCGAAGAAGCUACAGCCCCCUGAUGAGGUCUGCUACCGGGUGCUGAUGCAGCUGUGUGGACAGUAUGGGCAGCCUGUCCUGGCAGUGAGGGUCCUCUUUGAGAUGAAGAAGGCUGGAGUCCACCCCAACGCCAUAACGUAUGGUUACUAUAACAAGGCAGUACUGGAGAGCACAUGGCCCUCCAGCACCAGAGGAGGAUACUUCCUGUGGAUGAAGCUAAGAAAUGUCAUACUGGGCGUGGCGCAGUUCAAACGGGCGCUACGACGACACGCAGGCCUCACCCAGAGCCCUCUGUCAGAUGGCAGUGACCUGGACGCUCUGAGUCACGGCAGCCUGGAUAGCUCUGCCGACACUAACCUGGUCGAGCAGGGCCCCUACGCCGCCGACUCCGUCAAAGUAGACCCCACUGAUGAUAGAUCUAGCACAGGUGAUCAGUCAGACUUGGGUUAUAAUUCCCUGUCAAAAGAGGAGGUGCGGAGAGGAGAACCCGCUGGCCAGGACUCUGCCCCUGACAAAGACGACAAGAAGGAGAGUGACUGCAGCUCCUUGUCAGAGACAGAAAGUGCCAAGGGAAGCAAAGAUUGCCUCCCUCAGCUUGACUUGGAGAUGAGUUCUUCCUUCAGACCCCGUGGCAUUGUUCGCAGCAGCUGUCCAUUUGAUGACUCAGCCUGUAAACCCAAGAGCUCCGCCAGUGCAGACCACGUUGCAGGUCUCCUCUUCACUACCUCCCUGGAUGAGAUUGGUGAGAUUCAGACAAACAGUUUGCUCCGGAGACAUAAGAGCGCUCUGGAGGAGGUGAUGGGCAGCGCCAGCAGUGGCUCAGCGCUUGACUGGCAGGGCGUAAAGAGCCGUCGGCUGAGUGGUGACACUGUGGGCAGCAGUGGGAGUGGCACCACUGUCCUGGGCCUGGGCAUGAGCCAGGGUGAAACUGAUCCAGAUAAAAUCACAGGACACCUGGGCGCAGAUGCUAAAAUCCUCGCUGGUGCCAACUUCACUAAGACUAGGAGGCCUCAUUCUCUGGCUCUGGGUGGGCUCAAGGGGGUGGCUGCUAAGUCACACGCUGCCAGGAGUAGUGAUCACAGGGAAGUGGAUGAGGAGGCGGAGCGGCAGGACUCCAGCGAUGAGGACAGGAACACUACAGAGGCCAUUUUUGAUCUAGAGGAUUUGGAUUUCGAAAAGCCCUCUAAGGGGGCAAAACCUUAUAAAAAACCUGUUGAACGCAGCGCCAGCUAUGGUGGUGUGAGCACCAUGACAAACAGAGGCACUGUGAAGCGCACAGGUAUUGAAACAGGCUACGACCCUCUCUCCCUCCUGGCAGCAGAGUCUGAUCAGCAAAAUGAGGAACGGUACACGGAGGGGGACCAGGCCAGCACUCCUAGUGCCCGGAGGCACCUGGCCAGGGAGAUUGAGCUCUACAUGAACCACAUGGGCAGCCCGCUGAGCAGCCGCAUGCCCAGUCUGGACCUUCAGGACCCAGCCAGCCCCGUCCUCCUCCACCAUUCCUCACUCUCUGCUUCCUCCCGCAGAGCCAGCCUCCCCCACAGCUCCCCCCUCAGGACUGCAGGAGUCCCUCGCUCCCGCACCUUCCAGCCGCCGUCGCCCUCUCAGCCCAUCUCGCGCCAACGGCUGUGGUCUUCACCUCCAUCUCGAAGCUCUAGCACCACCCCCAGCCCGAGUCCUCGACCCAGCCCCUACAGAGAGAGGGCGGACAGGAUGAGCCUGACAUCACCUUCGCUCUCCUCCUCCUCUUUUGCUUUAGAUACGCUUCUGACGCCAACACUGGAUGUGUUCAAGACCAGCGUGUUCUCUGCUGGGAAGGAAGUAGCAGAGAAAGCGAGCCGCUGGUACACGCGCCUUGCCACAUACACAACACCCACCAAGGACAGUCAGAGUGACCAUUUGAGCGUGUCCUCCCUCUGUGCGGGAGAUCCAGACUGCUCCUCACUGUUAGAUGACGAAGACUCUGGAGACACAGAGCACUCAAUGGUCUUUCCAUUGAGGAAUGGCCCUGUUGGCCCUCCAGGACCUCGCAGGAGUCCCAGACGCAGCCCCCUCCGCAGCCAUCUGGACAGUCCCACUGCAGGAUCGAGCCACAGAAGACCCACAUCUCUGCUCCCUGGACUGCCUGGCUUCUCUCUGCUAGACAAGUCGGACCUCAGCUCUUCACGGUACACCAGCAACACUAGCAUCUUCAACAACUACGCCAUGGAGCUGCUGAUCUCCAGCUGUUCUCGCUGUAAGACCUGCGACUGCCUAGUGUAUGAUGAGGAGAUCAUGGCCGGCUGGACAGCAGAUGACUCCAACCUGAACACCACCUGCCCCUUCUGUGGAAACCCCUUCCUGCCGUUCCUCAACGUGGAGAUCAGGGACAUGCGAGGACCUGGCAGGCUCUUCCUGAAAGGCAGCCCAUCAGUAGAUGAGGCGAUGACCUCGUCAUAUUCUGCCUCCACAGGGUUGGACACAGGGACGUCCACCUUGUCUACGCCCUGUCCCACGACAGCUGUCUCCCCUCCGUCCCCUAUGAUUGCUAUGCAGGAGUGCUCAGCAAGGUCUCGGUCAACCAGGGAUCAAGGCAUCAAUAUACCCGUAGAACGCCGGCAGGGGGCGCUAUCCUCUGGAGCUCCUAUAGUCCGCAGUGUCAGCGCAUUUGGUCCUCUGGAUGAAACGACCCGACACAACUGCUGUUUGCCAACAUCAGGCAGUCUGCCCAGUUGUCUGAACGAAGCCACGGACCCACUGAGUAUGGAGUGGCGGCUUCACAACCCCGAGCCUGUGACGGUUCCCUACCUGAGCCCGCUGGUGCUGUGGAAGGAGCUGGAGAGUCUGCUGGAGAACGAGGGCGACUCAGUGAUCACAGAGGCUGACAUGGUGGACCAUCACCCCAUCAUCUACUGGAACCUGGUCUGGUACUUCAGACGGCUGGACCUGCCCAGCAACCUGCCAGGUCUCAUCCUCACCUCUGAGCAUUGCAACAGAGACUCCCAGAUCCCUCGCCACUGGAUGUCUGAGGACAGUAAACACGUGUUGAUCCAGAUCCUGUGGGACAACCUCAAGCUGCACCAGGACCCCAUCCAGCCUUUGUACAUCCUCUGGAACACAUACAAUGUUGGUUACCCUGUGUCUCGGCCAGUCCCAGAGGAAGAAAAGCCGUUCAGUGAGGAGCUGCUGCACAGUAUGGUGAAGAGCAUCCAGAGGAACGACGUCAGCCGCCCGAUGGCUCAGCUGCUACAGCUGCUGGGCCAGACACUCGAGGUCAAAAGGCAAAGGAGUUUGUACAGGGACAUCCUCUUCCUGUCCUUGGUGGCUCUGGGAAAAGAUAACAUUGAUAUUGACGCCUUCGACCGUGAGUACAAGUUGGCGUACGAUCGCCUUACACCCAACCUGGUGAAGCUGACCCACAACUGUGACCGUCCUCCGAGCACAGGUGUCAUGGAGUGUCGCAGGACUUUUGGAGAGCCUUACUUGUAAAGAGUCACCUAAACACACCAUGAUUAACUCUCAUCAUCCUCAUUGUUGCUUUAAGACUAGCUCAGGAAACCAGUUGGAAGACCACGAAUGUGCACUACGGGAAUGUUUGGGGGAACUCUGUAAGCGCUCAUAGGGGUACAGGUGACUGUGGACAGCAUUAUGUAGCCUGAAGUUUUAGAGACUUAUAUCUAUGAGGACAGAAACACUACACGCAGCGUUCAUAAACUCCUCUCCAUGCAGUGUUGAGUGAGCCGCAACAGCUUUCAUUGGGAAUGAGUGACAGUGAUGCAGAUAUCCUGUAAAUACACAACAGGAAAGGAUUUUUUUUUUUUUAAAUGUACCAUUCUUAUUGUAUAUCAUUUCACCAUAUGAAGACUAAUAUUAGCAAUAUUUUAACUGGAACUUUAUUUAUACAAAGUCAGCUUAUUUAUUGUACCGUCCUUUUGUUAUGUGCAGUGUUUGACUUUGUCCUGUGGUCGCUGGCCGUCUUCUCGUCUUGCAGUUUUAAACCAGGAAAAAUGUUUUCACUCAGUGUGGAAAAGAUGCAGUACAUGUUUGGUGUGUGUUUUCAGUGAGCUUUCUAUGCUUUAUGAGAUAGAACUUUUUCAAUUAGAUAUGCAUCGAUUUUGAAGACAGAUUGCAUAUAUCUACAGGCUUUCUAGUUGUCAGCGAAAAGUGAAGGAACGUAAAGCCAACACAGUGGCUUACAGAAGCCCUGAGAGGCGAGUGAGGCAAACAAAAUCAAAUGAAUCUGAUAUAAAGUGUCCUGUAUUUAUGACUAAAGACCAAGCUGUGAAAAAUGGUCAAACUUCCCUUCUCUGAAACACAGGGGAAAAACAUGAUCCUGCAUUUACAAAGCAUUUGCUUUUCACUGUUUAAGCCAUAAACAUCAGAGUUACAAAAUAGUUUUUUCAUAAAAAUAAACAGCAGAAGCACAUUACAGUGACAGAGUAAAAGACCUUAUCAUAAAUUGCAUUCUUGCACACUCGUUCACACCAGUUCAGAUUAAACAGGACAUUUCAUUGUAAAAAAAACAAUCAUGUUCAUUACUUUAAAUCAGCGAAUGUUAUGACCCUGAUCCUCUCAUGGAGCGAUGAAUGCUGAUUAUGUUAAUCUUUUCUUGUACUGAAGAGCAUAUGUCCUAAUUACCAGAUCAAGUGUAUUUUUUUUUCACUUGUCAGAGGAAACGGUAUGUUUGGGGUUUGUUUACAAAAAACGAUUUCUGAGCUUUAAGCUAUUCAUCCUCAUGAGAAGUACCACUUUUAGUCUUCUUCAGCAGGCUGUUUGUACAUAUCAGUGUUACAGAGGUGUUACCGGCCCUAUAGGAAGCCACAUAGCGGUGAGGAAGAGAGCAGAUUGCGGACAGGUGAGUCUUCUGCAGCCAAUCAGCAUUAAAGGUCAAUCAGAGCGGUUAACAGGGAUGGCAGAGAAUCUAUGAUAGAUGGAGCAGUGAGGCAUGUGUAACACCUCCACCUUCACCUCAACCACAAAAAAAGAUAACAUAUCAGCCAAACCAUUGUUUUUUUACUUUGAAACUUGACUUGAUGUUCAAAGGCUGUAAAAAUACCUUUUUUACAGUUUUUUUGUUAUUCACAGUUAUUUCUUUAAUUCGUGAUGAUAACAGCAGACUGAAAUUUAAAGUCAAAGUAAACUUUAUUUGUCAUGCUGGCUAGACAAGGACUGCAUAGUGGAACAAAACUGUGUUUCUCCUAGAACACCGUGCACUAUAGUCAUAGUAAUUAUACAGGAAUACCCAGCUAAGAUCAAAAUCUACAAAUAUUGCACAGCAGAAACUUAGACACUAUAUGUGACUCUUUGUACUGAUGAAUAUUAAAAACAUAGGUGCUCAUGUUAUGCAGACACUGAAAAUAUUGCACAAAGUAGCAGCAGUUACAGAGACAUUUUGUGUGAGAGUUUGCAUAUACAACAGUUCUUGGACUGUGUGUCUGUGGUACGUGAUAGUGUGUAUUUAAAGAGAGUUCAGGACUCUGAUACUGCAAUAGUGUUUUUUAGAGGGCAGGAUGGUAAACGGUUUGCGUGUCGGCAGCUCUGUGCAGGCAGGAUUUGGUGUGUGGUCCUGUGUAGGUGAGAGAGGAGACCUGGCAACCUGAUCUGGUGUCUUCGCCAUUCUCUGAAGUUUGCUCUGAGACGUUGCUCUCUGUAGUGCUUCUGUGGGAAGUGAUGAGGGCAGAAGGGAGUCGGAUUGCUCUUCUUGACCGCUUCAAGAAGCGCAAGCGCUGCUGUCCGCCUUUUAAUGAGGAAGGUGGUAUCUGUAAGCCCAGGAACCCGGUGCUGUUAACUAGCAGUGUGGCGCUGUCAAGGAUUGUGGGUGGAGUGUGGGAUAAAUAGUGUGAACAAUCACCCUUACAACAUACAAUAUCAAUCGAUCUAUGUGACCUAAAUCACUUUAAAUGGAGGGAAAACCUAAGUGAAGUUUUGAUUUGUUGGUAACAAUUAUCCAACUAUAAAGAUAUCGAUGAGUCUUAGCGGAGGUUAAAAGAAGAGCUUGGUGUUUAUGGUACAAACUGUAAAGCCCCGCCUUUCAUUUAAUAACAGCAUAUCUGAGUGUUUAUUGCACAUGCAGCCACGUGGCCAGUUAGGCCUGUGGCUGAAUCAAAUGACUUUAAUCUCAUUGCCUUCCGCUUCUAUAUCUUUUUAAUACAAUAAUCCAAAUUAUUUUAAUGUCUUGGACCUCAAGGUGGCUCCUGUUUUUUGUGUUGUCUCUUCUUUGCUUGUCUAUGGAUGCAGGUUGUUUCUUUUUUAAACCCACCGAGCAGCCAGGAUGCCAGAAUCUUUUGGGAACAUAUGUGGAGAAAAGGUUUAAAUUUUUCUUUCUGGCAACAUCCACUCAUUAGCCAGUUUUAUUAGUGCUGUAUCAGACUAAAGCUAAUUGAGAAUUCUUAUUUCAGCUAGCAUAAACAAACAGUAAAAGAGGACUUUAUUAUAAAAAGUAGGAUUUAUGAAUGUAUAGCUUGAUACCUGCAGAUGUUUACACCCUGAGGUUUGUAUCCACCAUUAAAUUUACUAAAGAUUUAACUUUUGGACAGGUGUAAAGAUAACAGAGUUCAACUUUGCAAAGAGCCUACUUGAAUAUAAAGUUCAUAUUUUAAUUUUUGAAACCCUUAUGGGGUUAUUUAAGUUCUAGAGACCGUAUGAUGUUCUGUUGGGGAAAAUCAAAUGGACCCUGGAGUGCAUUGCCUCUGUCACUUAUAUUUGUUACUGCCUUAGUGAGGAUAUUAAUCCAGCUUUGAAAGGCAGAGUGGUUGAAGGAGGACCCCUGGCUCUGAAAUGACCAAGGUCCUAUGAAUAUCAGCCAAGUCUUUGAUUUGUGGCAUGGCUAAGCAAAACUGGAAAAGUUUAACAAGUUGCACGUCUUUGUCCCUGAAAAAAAACCCAAACCUUUAGUUGUGGAAAUCUCUUUAACUGGUGAAUUUUGAUUUGGGAGAUGACACAUCAGCUUAGAAAAGCUGUGAUUCAUUUGUGGAUUUCUAUUGUGUUUAAAAGAAAAUAGUACUGUAAAAAUACAUGAUUAUGUAGAUUCUGGGCCAUGUACAUUUGAAUUGCCCUUUGUAUAAAUCACAUUUUAUAACAGUGUAUUCACACAUGUGCAAAGGUCCUUUUAGAAGUGGUGAAGUUCUGACGUUCUGUACAGCGACCAGAUCUACAGGACUGUUUAAGUGUAAAUAAAAUCAUGUACACCCUCA